Molecule: messenger RNA, 2144 nt
Organism: Macaca mulatta (Rhesus monkey)
Lineage: Eukaryota; Metazoa; Chordata; Mammalia; Primates; Cercopithecidae
Source: RefSeq, a predicted model, not a curated record
UGGAGACCCAGCCCUGCUACUGUCACAUUUCAGUGAUGUCACAGCUGCAGGUGGUACAGAGCCAGCACCACCAUCUGAUGCCCAGCCUGAGUGCUGGCUGAACUGAGAGGAGCAGGGUGGGUGCCUGGCACUGGUGUUGCUCCAUUCGUCUCUGAGGUCUCACAGCCCCAGCAUGAGUCCAUCAGCAAAGAAGAGGCCCAAGAAUAGCAGGGUUUCCAAGAUGCAAGAUGAGAAACCACAGGACAAGACAGAGCAGCCUCUGAGCAAAGUAAUUGAGCGGAACCGUCUGAGAACGGUGUUAAAAAACUUGUCGCUCUUGAAGCUACUCAAGAGCUCGAACCGCCGGAUCCAAGAACUGCAUAAGCUGGCCAAAAGGUGUUGGCAUUCACUGCUCAGUGUUCCAAAGAUUCUCCGAAUCUCCUCUGGGGAAAACAGUGCCUGCAAUAAAGCGAAACAAAAUAAUGAAGAGUUCCAGGAGAUCGGGUGCUCCAAGAAGGAACUCAAGUCCAAGAAAUUAGAGUCCACAGGGGACCCUAAGAAAAAAGAGUACAAGGAGUGGAAGCCCCAGGUGCAGUCAAGGAUGAGUAACAAGGCAAAAACGUCAUCGGCGGCAAUGCCAUGGAAAGAAAAGCAUGUAGAGCCUGAGGUUCCAAGGACAUCGAGAGAUCAUGGCUUGAACCUUGGAGCCCAGGGGAGGCAACUACUCACUGAGGGCCCCCGAGUCAUCUUCAUUAAGCCCUACCACAAUAGAACUCCCAUGGGGCACAUGAAGCAGCUGAAUGUAGCCGACCAGUGGAUCUGGUUUGAGGGGCUGCCCACACGAAUCCACCUCCCGGCACCCCGGGUGAUGUGCAGAUCCUCCACCCUGCGUUGGGUCAAGCGCCGCUGCACCCGCUUCUGCUCCGCAUCACUUGAAAUGCCUAUGUGGCAUCCAUACAAGGUUGAUGUGACCAGGACGGGAGCCAGAGGUGCGAGCAGAGGGUGGAGAUCGCGCAGUCAGCUUAAGGGGAGGGAUGGGUGGCGAAAUUCACGAGUCUACAAAUAAAAUCUUCCAUAUGGCACCUAAGAUGAAUACUGCUUACUCUGCCUGUUUGUCUGGGGCUGGGAAGGAUGAAGGAAAGAGGCCUUCGGUAGAGGGAGCCUGUGUCGCGACUUCAGGCUUCCCCCACCUCCACCCCCUGGCCCCGAAGGUCAGUCUAGAACCAAAUAAGCCAGCGAGCUGCACCCCUCCCCCACCUCCACGAGCUGGUCUCCUGAGUGGUGCGCUCUAUGAAGUCAGGGCGCUCGUGUGCUUCCUGGAUGCAAGGUGCCUCACAAUCGCCCCGUGAGCCCACAAGAGGAAACCGCGGCACGGAGGCAGAAAGUAACUUGUCCAGGCUCACUCAGCUAGAAAGUGGCAGGAGCAAGGGCUCCUGGUUGCUCCCCAUUCCAUUUUCCCAAGAAAGGGAAAAGGUGAAAUGACAGCCUGCUCAGAAGUCACGAGGCAGGAGGAAUAGCCCCAGCACCCUGUGGGUCAUGCGCGUGCAUUGCGACCUGAUUGUCAAAAAAUGAUUGUCAAAAACUGAUUGCAUUGCGGCUGGUGUCAAAAAGUGGAUGUCAGCUGGGCCUCCAAAUGUGUCGUGCCUUCGUCACAGAUCAUAGAAGGCACCGGAUCAGGCGGAGGAGCUGGUACUGCAUCUCUACUGCUCCAGCAUGACAUGGCAGGUCCACCCUCAAUCCGAAGACCUCAACCCCAAGCCCUGGUCGACCCCAUCUGGCCGGGGUCACCCUCUGUCGGUCCCCAGGGCCCUGCUUCUGAGAUUCCGUGGUCCCUGGGCUGCCAGCACAAGGUGUUCCACACCUGUGCACUGACUGCCCUCUGGGCCUGGCAGAAGGAAGCUACUGACCUGGGAGUCACUGAGGAAGGAGUCCAAGGGGAUUCCUGUCCAGGGGAGCCUGUUUGAGCUGUGUACCCUCCAGGAUGUUGGGAGUCCCGGAGCUUCAGAUUGUACCCCCUGAUGUCUGCUGGCUGCCAUCCUGGCUCUCAUUUGGCACUGAUAUGGACAGGGCUGCCUAGAGCGAGGGGUUAGAAGUACCCUCUGAGCCAGACAUCCCUUUUUCCUUUCCUGUUCUCCUUUAAGGGUAAUAAACUAUUCUGAGCAUCA